This is a messenger RNA of Striga hermonthica, 1653 nucleotides long. The record is from the annotation of a GenBank genome assembly. Lineage: Eukaryota; Viridiplantae; Streptophyta; Magnoliopsida; Lamiales; Orobanchaceae.
AUGUUCCCUGGCCUGCGAGGCCAGGCCGCAGUGGACAUGGAGGCACCGGGCUGCUUCGAGCAUGGGAGCGCUGAGGCCGACCUACAGCCUCCGCGAUCAGGCGACCGUAUCAGCAGUGGUCAGCCAAGGCCAGCGAGUGAAUGCAUGUAUCCUGCUGGUAUGGACUUUCCUCGCGAAGCUGGGAUGGUGUUGGUUCCGACGAGGUUUGUGUGGCCUUAUGGUGGCAGAAUUGUGUAUAUCGCCGGCUCAUUUACAGGGUGGACACAAUGGCCGAUGACACCGGUUGAAGGUUGCCCUACUGUGUUUCAGACGAUUUGUAGCUUGCCGCCUGGUUUUCACCAGUACAAGUUUAUGGUUGAUGGUGAAUGGAGGCACGAUGAGCGCCAGCCUUUCAUUAGUAGCAACAUUGGAACAGUGAACACUAUCCUCUUAACUAGGGAACCUGAUUAUGUGCCUCCAGUGCUGGGCUCAAGCAUGGAUGUUGACGAUGCCUUCCAGCGCAUGGUUCGUGAGUCAGAUGGAAGAUCUCCGGAGGCCUUUCCGACAUUAUCAGAGGCAGAUUUAGAGAUAUCCAGGCACCGUGUUGCUGUAUUCAUGUCUACACACAAGGCUUAUGAGUUGCUACCUGAGUCUGGAAAGGUAUUGAUGGUCCUUUCUCUUUUCCUAUUAAUUUUCUGGCUGAGCUCAAUGUAUUUGGUUGAUUUUGUGCAGGUUAUUGCUUUGGAUGUUGAUUUGCCUGUGAAACAAGCGUUUCAUAUUCUUCAUGAACAGGGUAUCUGUAUGGCGCCCUUGUGGAACUUCGCAAAGGGAAAAUUUGUUGGAGUUAUCAGUGCAUUGGACUUUAUUCUGAUUAUGAGAGAGCUUGGCAGUAAUGGAUCCAAUUUGACCGAGGAAGAACUUGAGACACAUACUAUAUCUGCUUGGAAAGAAGCGAAGUCUUAUCUGAAUAGUCAAAUUGGUGGACAAGGAGGUUCCAGACAGCUUGUGCAAGCUGGGCCAGAUGACAGUCUAAAGGAUGUUGCUUUGAAGAUACUGCAAAAUGGUGUGGCCACUGUUCCCAUCCUUUAUUCGUCUUCACCAGAUGCCUCAAACCCACAUCUCUUGCAUCUUGCUUCACUUUCUGGGAUAUUAAAAUGUAUUUGCCGAUUCUUUAAGCAUUCCCCGAGCUCAUUGCCAAUACUUCAGUUGCCAAUCUAUGCAAUUCCGUUGGGGACGUGGGUUCCGAAAAUUGGGGAGGCAAAUCGACAGCCACUGGCAAUGUUGAGACCAAGUUCUUCGCUUAGUGACGCUCUAAAUUUACUAAUUCAAGCACAAGUUAGUUCAAUCCCGAUUGUUGAUGAUAACGACUCCUUGUUGGAUGUUUAUUCUCGGAGUGACAUAACUGCUCUGGCUAAAGACAAGAUCUAUGCGCAUAUUAAUCUUGAUGAAACAACUAUUCAUCAGGCAUUGCAGUACAGGGAUGACCCAUUUUCACCAUACGGGUCCAAUACCCAGAGAUGUUUCAUGUGCUUGCGUUCUGACCCUCUACAUAAGGUUCUAGAGAAAUUAUCUCAACCAGGGGUGAGAAGGAUUGUUGUUGUUGAAGCUGGAAGUAAGCAUGUCGAAGGAAUCAUUUCAUUAGGCGAUGUUUUCCGGUUUCUAAUGGGUAGUUAA